Microplitis demolitor is the source of this 4694-nucleotide messenger RNA. RefSeq lists its product as uncharacterized. The transcript has 6 exons. The record is from RefSeq and is a predicted model, not a curated record. Gene Ontology annotation, molecular function: ATP binding; protein serine/threonine kinase activity. Gene Ontology annotation, cellular component: nucleus. Lineage: Eukaryota; Metazoa; Arthropoda; Insecta; Hymenoptera; Braconidae. Bases 79 to 3198 code for a protein of 1039 amino acids. Gene Ontology annotation, biological process: protein phosphorylation; intracellular signal transduction; positive regulation of apoptotic process.
UAAAUGCGACUUAAAUAUAUGUGUUAAUAAUUAUAAAAUAUAUAUUAUGCAAUGUAAUUUAUAAGACAAAUAUCAAUAAUGUCUUCGAUGAAAUCAAACCAGAGAAAAUUUUCGACUGGCUCGAAAUUAGUGUCGGGUAAUAGGGGAGAAAAAGUUGAGAGAUGCAGGGGAAGGUGUAGAGUCCAGUGGAGCGAAAAACAUGUCAAAGAGGGCCUGGUUUUGGUACAGGAGACACAAUUGGCGAGGGUGGUCAAGACGGGCCCGAUUGCGGAGCAUUAUGAAAUAGACCCGAAACCGUUUGCGAGUGGCCAGUGGGCAAAAGUUUAUCGCUGUCGAUCAAGAUCAACUGGUACUCUGUAUGCUGCUAAAUAUUCAUCAAGAACACGUUUCAAUACUGAUUGCAGUGCUGAGCUUCGUCAUGAAAUAGCAUUAUUGUCACUUUGCUCACAGUCACCACGUGUUGUACGUCUGCAUGAUGUUUAUGAGACUCCGAAAGAAAUUAUUUUAGUUAUGGAAUAUGCACCAGGUGGUGAUUUACAAACGCUAAUAGACGGUGACUUAGUGCCACUAGAAGGAGACGUCGUGCAUUUUGUAAAACAGCUGGUAGAAGGACUCGCCUACCUCCACGAGAGAAAUAUCGCCCAUUUGGAUAUCAAGCCGCAAAAUUUAGUUAUGAUGGGAACUUUUCCCGAGUGUGAUGUCAAAUUGUGCGACUUUGAAAUAUCACGUGUUGUUCUUGAAGGUACUGAAGUGAGAGAGAUACUUGGGACACCUGAUUACGUUGCUCCGGAGAUUCUGCAUUAUGAGCCGAUAACACUUGCGGCGGACAUGUGGUCACUUGGUGUAACGACGUAUGUAUUGUUGACGGGAUUUUCGCCGUUUGGGGGAGAAACUGAUCAAGAAACUUUUCAAAAUAUUUCGUUGGGCGAAGUUGAUUUCCCGGAGGAAUUGUUUGAAGAUGUUUCAACCCAGGCUAAAGACUUUGUUGCUAAGCUUCUCGUGCUUGACCCUAGCGCACGUAUGUCAGCAAAACAAUGUCUGCGUCACGAUUGGCUGAAAGACGCGCCAACCCAGGCAUCACCGCACCUACGUAGAUACUUAUCAAAGUCACGUGAAGUUUUAUUAGAACGCGUAGUGAGUCGUGAGAAUCUAAGACGCGUCGCUCUUAUGAAUCAGCAGCAUCCAUCAUUAGCAUUAACAUCAAGCCAAGCGAAUUUGCGCGAACCAGAAGGACAGCUCGCCGGUGGACUCAGUCAGAGUGAAAUGUGUUUGAACAUAACCAGUAGCCACGGCAGUUUAAUAAACAGCGAGUGUUACAUGAGCCCAUCAAAUUCGCAAACAAGUUUGAAUUCAUCACAAAGUUUAUCAACAUCACAAAGUCUUGCGACAUCCCAAGCGAGCCUCGCAACUAGUCAAAAUUAUUUACUCAACGCUGAGCAAACCCAGGGAUUACUCUCCCAAGUACAAAGUCGUUCCCACGCAAAUUUGAAUCACGCGAACCGCCGCGGUUUGCUCUCGCGAAUGCGCAGUUUGAAUCAAAUCCAAUCGCAAGCCUGUUUGAUAACCCGCUCCCCCCAGCAAAAAGAAUUUCUAGUAAAUCCUUUAUUCGGCAGCCGGUCCCAGGAAAAAUUAUACGGCCUCAAGUGUCUGUCUAAGUCCCAGGGUGUGCUCGACAUUUACCACAGUCUCGAAUCAAUCAGAAAAACCAGCCGUAAAAAAGAUCAAAGUGAAAAAAAUGUAAUCGCAAAUAAAUAUUUGAAUGAGAGAUUUUCUUCCCGCGCUUUGGAAAGAUGCGAAAGCGCUGGCGAUGUUCUCACUAGUUCUUUUAACGUCCGUUCUUUGAACCUCGAGCCAAACCUUAACCUCAGAAACGAACCAAACGACAAAAUGGCGGAUGAAAAUCAAAAUGGGGAUAAAAAUUCUGAAAAAAAAAUCAAUGACUUUGAAGAAAAUUUUGACAGCCUUCAGUCAGUCGAGUCAGACACUUUGACUGAAGAUUCCGACGAAACAAAUCCACGAUUGGUCAAAACGUCAGUUCGUCAGAACUCGGACAUUUCUUCUCACUCAAACAACUCGGGUAAUUCCGACGACAAAAAUCACUCGGACGAGCCCUCGGAGUCUGAAACCGACGAGCCCAAGUACACGGUAGCGCAAUUGGUCUCCGCUUUCAAUAAACACCAGGAAGUUGCAUCUAAGACUAGUUUGGAAGCCAUCAUGACUGAAAAACGCGUUAACGAGGUUAAUUUUCCCACGGGACCCAAAGCGCUGAGACUUUUCAUCCCGGAUAUUAAUAUCCAGGAGCGCGGGAUCGUCAGAAGGAAGACGAGUUACAAGCCGAGGAAAAAUUGGGAAGAACUGAGGAAACGUAAUGAGAAAAACGAAGGGUUGAUUAAAGAUUUCGACAAUGAUUCGGGUAAUGAAGACGAUCUGAUUAAUCCAGAUGCUGGUGAUCAGAACAAAGUCGGGAACGAAUGGACGGAAUUGUUUUCAGAUCAAGUUGAAGAGAGUCUUAAUAAAAAUGUUAUUAUUAAUGAGAAGUAUAAACAGUGCGUUAAUGUGGCGAAUUCAAAUAAAUUAAUUAGCGAAGAUGAUAAAGAAGGUCCGAUUAAUCAGACAAUCGAAGAGGUUGGUAAAGAAGAAGUUAUUAAACCGAUUAAUCAAAGCAAGUUUUCGAAUUCGCGGUCGUCUUAUUUCAAGGAACGGAUGCCGAAUUAUAUUUAUCCAGAAGUGUUGGGUUGUACGAAAGAUGAAGAUGAUAAGAAGAAGAAAGAAUUUAAUAUUUCUAGAGAUAGUUCUGUUAACCUCAAAGACAUUUUGAAAAUUGACGGCAAUAAGGAGGCAAAGAAAAAUAUUGAGAAGUUGAGGAAGAGAACUUCGAUUACUAAAAUAAUUGUCACUGAUAACAUGAUUGCUGAUGAGCAAUUGAGUAAAUCGAGUUGUGAUGAAGAUAAGGUUAAGAAUGACAAGAGGUUAGAACGGGUGAGCUCGACAUCGAGUGAAGAUCCUGAUGGUAAAGAAGAAAAGCGCAGGGAUGGUAAUAAAAAUUUUGGUGGUUAUGAUAAGAAAUUGACGAGGGAAGAAAAGAAAAUUUGGGGGAAAGUUUGCACGGGUUCUUACACGCGCGCGAUGGAAAAGUUUAAUGGGAAGAGUAAUUUAAGUGGGGACAAAAAUAAAAGCAAAAAUUUUAGGGAUAAAUGAAAUUUUAAUCAGAUUUUCUCUUGCAGGUUUUGAAAUUGCCGCAAUUUUAAGGUUAUUAGGUUAUUUUGGUCAGUUUUUUUGGAAAAUUUCAGAAUUACGGUGUUGUUACCAAAAGUACGAUUUUACUGUUAUUAUUAUAGGGAAUUUUUUCAGUAAAAGUUCGGCAAUUUUCUGGUAAUUUUACUGUAGUGUUCUGGUAACUGUACAGUAUAAGUAUAGAAAAAAACAACUGGCUAAUCCGUAGUGAAUCCUAAUUACGGUAAAUUACGGUAUUUAUCAUAAAUUACAGUAUUUCGCUGCAAAAUACCGUAGUGCUACAGCAAAUUUGCCGCAUUUUACGGUAAUUUAUGACAAUUUACCGCAAGUGGCCAUAACUUACAGCUUUUUUUUAAUCGUAAACACGGUACAGUACUUCACUUUGCGGUAAAAUACUGAAUUUUUGCAGUAAAUUCAUGUUCACGAUGAAAUAUCGCACUUUUACUACAGUUGUACGGUAGAAUACCACAUUUCUAUAAUGAAAUAUCCCCAUAUUACAGCAAAUUUACGGAAAAAUACCGCGCCGUUUCCGUAAAAUACCUUAAUUGUUCCAAAUACCGUGAACACAGAUUAACUUUACGGUACAGUACUGUAAUUUUGCAGUAAAUCCGCACUUUUACAACAAAAUACCGAAUGUUUACCGUAAAAUACCACUGACUUAGAAAAAAUUUACGGUAAAUUACUGCGGCAUGUCAUAAAAUACCGUAAUCUUUCCGAAUACCGUAAACACGACUUUAUUUUACUGUAUAGUUCUGUAAUUCUGCAGUAAAUCCUCAUCUUCACAACAAAAUACCGCAUUUUUACUGUAAAAUUCCCUUGAAUUCCAAAAAAUUUGCGGUAAAUUAUCGAGUCAGCCGUAAAAUACCGAAAUUUACUGUAAUUUUUCCGAAUACCGUAAAUUGCCGUAAUUAAAGUAACAGAGUAAAGACCGUAGUUCGGAUUCGCUAGAAUAUAUAACCAUAGUAAUACUAAAUUAUUACAAAAUUGUAACGCAUGCGCACGGAUUUAAAAAAUUGACGGCAUUUUUAAAACCACGAGGGCUGGAAUUUAUUUUAUAUUAAGACUGAGCAUUAUAUUGACUGUACUUAAUUUGCUUUUUUUUUUGUAUAAUAAUAAUAAUAAGAAGAAGAAGAAGAAAAAAGUAAUUGAUUGCCUCGAUAACAUUUUAUGGAAAGCCUCGAUCUAGAUUUUUUUUUGUUGCCUUUUAUCGAUCUCGUUGUUUGUUGUAUGUCUUUAUCGAUUAAUUAAAUGGCGUGGAAAAAAACCGGUUGUUGCGAGAAGUAAAUUUAAAAGUCGCGUCAAUUGUGAGGUUGAUAAAAAUAAUAUUAUAAAUUUAUCAUUUUAUUAAACUCAAUUACAUACUUGUAAUUAGAUAUUAAUUGAAUAAUAAUGAUGAUAAUUAAAUAUGCUAAGAUAUUAAUGAAGUGUAAUGCAAUAUGUAGAUUUUAAUACUGAUAAUU